AAUGUGGCACAUCAUAACACACUGAUCCCUGACGCAAUGUUUCUGCUCAAGUCUCUGUUCGCGCUCGCGGUUGCCUGCGUAUUCGUGCAAGGUAUUCCUACCACCACCACCACUGGUGGUGACGUUGCUUAUGAGUGGGAGCACUUUAAGGCCGUGUACGGAAAGCGCUAUGAACCAGAAGAGGAUGCACAGAGGAAGGCUUUGUGGGAAGCGAACGUAGAAAUUAUUCGACAGCACAAUGAAGAGUAUGCGAUGGGGCUUCACACUUACACCCUGGGCAUCAACCGCUUCUCGGACCUUGCACCGGAAGAACACGAAAGCUUUCUCGGUUGUUAUUACCAGCCACUCCAAACCGAUGCGAACGCAAGGAUUCACGUACGUAAUCCAGAGGAUGUUCUACCAGAGGAGGUCGACUGGAGGAAGGAAGGCUACGUGACGGCUGUCAAAGAUCAGGGGACCUGUAGCUCUUGUUGGGCCUUUUCAUCCACGGGGGCGAUGGAAGGGCAGCACUUCAGGCGCACGGGAAAUCUUGUGGCUCUCAGCGAGCAGAACUUAGUUGACUGCAUGUACGGCGGCGAAGGAUGCACCGGCGGAGACUUCGUCGACGCUUUCGAUUACGUACGUGGCAACGGGGGAAUUGAUACCGAGGCAUCAUAUCCGUACGAGGCAGUGAAUGCCACCUGCCGUUAUGAUGCCGAAAACAUCGGAGCUACAGUGAAAGGCAGCGUUGAAAUCAAGGCCGGCAGCGAGGAGGACCUGUUGCAUGCUGUUGCAACGGUGGGACCAGUCUCAGUUGCUAUGGAGGUGCUGCCCAACUUUUACAGCUACACGGGCGGCGUUUACCAGAAUAGGAACUGCUCAUGUGAAAUUGCUCAAGUCAACCACGCUGUUCUGGCCGUGGGCUACGGCACAGAAGACGGCACCGACUACUGGCUGUUAAAGAACAGUUGGAGCGAAGAAUGGGGAGUGAAGGGUUACUUCAAACUGGCCAGGAACAAGGACAAUAUGUGCGGCGUCGCCACACAUGCUGCUUAUCCUCUCGUCUGACCCUCCCCCUAAAUGAUUAGAGAAAUAAACUGUGUGAUUUCUGUCUUUUUUUCA
Messenger RNA from Ornithodoros turicata, 1101 nucleotides. RefSeq names its product procathepsin L-like. The record is from RefSeq and is a predicted model, not a curated record. The coding region runs from base 37 to 1047 and encodes 336 amino acids. Gene Ontology annotation, cellular component: lysosome. Gene Ontology annotation, molecular function: cysteine-type endopeptidase activity; cysteine-type endopeptidase activator activity involved in apoptotic process. The transcript has 5 exons. Gene Ontology annotation, biological process: immune response; positive regulation of apoptotic signaling pathway; positive regulation of peptidase activity. NCBI's taxonomy places the organism in Eukaryota, Metazoa, Arthropoda, Arachnida, Ixodida, Argasidae.